AAUUGCACGUCAGCUGCAAUAUGUUUCGUUUUCGGUGAUUUGGUAUAAUUUAUUUAUUUUAAAAUUACAAAUUCUACGAGCAUUUUAUAGUGAGUGUGAUGUGUCUAGCAAAAUGUCUGAAGAAGAAAUCGUGGAUAUAGAACAGGAAUUAAGUGAUCUCUUAACUAAAGUCCAACCCAACCUGCAAGAUGUUAUCAAAAGGAGUUUUACGAAUGUGGCUCUUCAGCAGACGAAGAAUGGUGAACAAAUCAAACCAGACACACUGGGUGACACCUCCUAUUUCGCAAAAAACACUCAAGUGAACCUCUUCCGUUUAGAACUUGUGAAGGCACCUACAUUCCACAUGCAGGCUCUGUCAUUAGAUUUGAAAUCCAUGAUUCUUACACUGCGAUGUUCACUUGGGGAGGUCAAUGUAAAGGGUCUGUAUAGUGCAUUUAAUGAGAACUUGUAUAAUCUCAUUCCUGUAAUGGCUGAAGGACAUGUUGUAAUAUCAUUGUCGAACAUGAUCGCAGAUGUAAGGGUUGGCUUAGUGCUCGAAGAUGAUGCGUUCUCAUUCAUCAAUCCCGGCAUUGAGUUCACACACGAUGAAGUCCUUGUAAAGUUGUCCUGGCCAUCUCCACAACGGAGUGGCGGUUACGAAUUCGCUACGACCGAACAGCUAGCUAAACACAUAGAUGACCUGCCUCUAACGGCGGCAGUGUCCCUGCCUCUGUACGCGCUGCUGAGGGAGAAGCUACAGCUGCAUCUAGCGCUGGUGCUGCGCCAGGCUACCAGCGUCUCAGAGGUCAUGUGCUGUAACCCGUCGCUGAUGGAAGCUUACAGCGGUAUGAUCGACGGGCUGGCUCGGAACGGCAACAAGGUGGUGGACAUGAUCCUCAUCAACAUCCGCCGCACGCUGCUGCAGAGCUGUCGGGAACUACUGCAACUGCCACCGCUCCACGCUACCUUCAUGCAUAAAAUAGGAUCAUUAUCGUUUAUCGGUAAAUUUGAGACGGACACGGGCUGGGUGAAGAACCUGGCGACCAUCAACCGAAUCAGUGACGUCAGCGUCACGCGACCGGACCCCAUGAAGACCAGCUUCUACGUCACGUUGAGGAUAAAAGAUUUGCAAAUUGGUUACGACGAAUACCGUAUCCGUGCGAUGGGCGUGUCGUGCGCGGGGCGCGCGGCCGCGGCGCUGCACCGACACUCGCUGCACCUCGCGCUCACACUCGGCCUCGCGCACUGGGAGCCAUACGCACAGCUCGACCAUCUACGAGUGCACAACUUGGAUUGCGCAGACUUGCACGUAACGGGUCUCGGUCCGUUGAGCGGGGCUUCGAGCCUCGUAUGCGCGUGGUUACGAGGAGCUUCCACCUCCCUCGCAGCGCCCGCGGUAUCUGCGCAGAUACAGCACGAGCUACACACCGCAUUACAAGAACUACCAUUAUGGGAUCUGCUACAUGCCAAACACUGACGUAAGAUGCUACAGCGACAGGUUAUAUAACAUGUUACUGCAACGUAAGACUGCGCAACGUGAUGCAGGUAAUAUUUAUUUAGGAAUUGUUCCGUGCCAAAUGGAUGAAUUAUAUAUACAUACAUACAAUCGUACGGAUGAUAUUUGUUAUGUUUUUGAGAUGUCGGCUAUUGCGUAUAUUUAUUGUCUAGCUUAAACGAAGGUCGUCAGAUUAAAACAGAAUGCUCUAAGAAUUUACGUUGGUGGGCCUUUUAUGCACUUCGAGAAAAAUUCUCUUCGAUUUGUCUUUCUCUACACCACUAUGUACUGGAUAUUUCUUUCUUUAUUCUUUCUUUUCGGACUACAAAAUGAGCCCUUACUAGAUUCGGUUGAAUAUAUACCAAUAUAGGUCCUCCAUAAUUUCAAAAUCGUCAAAUUAAGAUCGAAUUUAAACAUGAGUUCUAUAAGUUUUGUGGUAAGAUCAAACGGUUAUCGAAAUCGGCAGUUAGAAGGUAUGUGAUAUAAAGGUCCUGUCCUGUUACACAAUAUCUGAUUACUGACUGCCGGGCAACGGGUUCGAUUCCUGGGUCGGGCAAAGUAUUACUGAGUUUUUAAAAAUCUCAGUAGUAGC
Spodoptera litura is the source of this 2066-nucleotide messenger RNA. RefSeq lists its product as uncharacterized. Lineage: Eukaryota; Metazoa; Arthropoda; Insecta; Lepidoptera; Noctuidae. The record is from RefSeq and is a predicted model, not a curated record.